CGGGCCGAGCUACUCAGCUCCGCGGCUUUACUGAGAAGCCUCAAAGCGGCGGCGAGGACCGGCCGCUCCGGGUGUAAAAAUCCGCGUACCCUCUAUUUUGUCGCAUGUUUGGUGACGUCCAAUAAUCGACUUGCUGUGAAGUCUCCGGGGCCGAGGCCUAGAGACUUUUUUUGUAACGCGUAAAAUUUUUUUGUUUCGAUGCCUGGAUUUCGGUGCCCGUUCUGACCGGGUGUGAACCGAUGAAGCACUUUAUUCGGUGAUUGAAGCGGAAACGGUCGGAAACGUUAGCCAGCUAAUUGUAGCUACUGCUAACUGCCAGCGAGGAAGUGAGGAGCGAAAAAAUGACAUCUCGGAGGUGGUUUCACCCCAACAUCACAGGUGUGGAGGCUGAAAACCUCCUGCUGACACGUGGAGUGGAUGGGAGCUUUUUAGCCAGGCCUAGUAAGAGCAAUCCAGGAGACUUUACGCUCUCAGUACGGCGAAAUGGAGCUGUCACCCACAUUAAGAUCCAGAACACAGGAGACUACUACGACCUCUAUGGCGGGGAGAAGUUUGCCACUCUGGCGGAGCUGGUGCAGUAUUACAUGGAGCAUCACGGCCAGCUGAAAGAGAAAAACGGAGACGUCAUUGAGCUCAAGUAUCCGCUCAACUGUGCGGACCCAACGUCAGAGAGAUGGUUCCACGGACACUUGUCGGGCCGGGAGGCAGAGAAGCUGCUGACGGAGAAAGGGAAGAACGGCAGCUUCCUGGUGAGAGAGAGCCAGAGCCACCCCGGGGAUUUUGUUCUGUCAGUGCGGACAGGAGAUGACAAGACGGACAGCAGUGACAGCAAACCCAAAGUCACUCACGUCAUGAUCCGCUGCCAGCAUGACCUGAAGUACGACGUGGGCGGAGGGGAGAAGUUUGACUCCCUCACCGACCUGGUAGAGCACUACAAAAAGAACCCCAUGGUGGAAACUCUGGGCACUGUCCUUCAGCUCAAACAGCCCCUGAACACUACCCGUAUUAACGCUGCAGAGAUUGAAAGUCGAGUUCGGGAGCUGAGCAAACUAGCGGAGGCCACUGACAAGGUCAAACAGGGCUUCUGGGAAGAAUUUGAGACCUUGCAGCAACAAGAGUGCAAACUGCUCUACAGUCGCAAAGAGGGCCAGAGAGCAGAGAACAAAAACAAGAACAGAUACAAGAACAUUCUGCCUUUCGACCACACACGUGUGGUGCUGAAUGACAGGGACCCAAAUGAGCCAGGCUCUGACUACAUCAACGCCAAUAUCAUCAUGGUAGUAUCUGCUGUCAUGCCUGAGCUGGACCCAAAGUGCAACAGUACAAAGGUGAAGAAGAGCUACAUCGCCACUCAGGGCUGUCUGCAGAACACCAUCAGUGACUUCUGGAGGAUGGUGUUUCAGGAGAACUCACGAGUCAUCGUCAUGACCACCAAAGAGGUGGAGAGGGGAAAGAGUAAAUGUGUGAAGUACUGGCCGGACAUGUCGGCUCUGAAGGAGUACGGAGCGAUGCGCGUUCGCAACGUCAGAGAGACGGCGGCACACGACUACAUCUUAAGAGAACUGAAGCUGUCUAAAGUUGGACAGGGGAACACAGAACGCACAGUUUGGCAGUACCACUUCAGGGCCUGGCCGGACCACGGAGUCCCCACUGACCCCGGCGGUGUGCUCGACUUCUUAGAGGAGGUCAACCUGAAGCAGGAGAGCAUACUGGACGCUGGGCCUAUAGCGGUACACUGCAGUGCAGGGAUCGGGAGGACAGGAACGUUUAUAGUGAUCGACAUCCUGAUAGACGUGAUCAGGGAAAAAGGGGUGGACUGCGACAUCGACGUGCCAAAGACCAUCCAGAUGGUCCGUUCUCAGCGCUCUGGGAUGGUGCAGACUGAGGCGCAGUACAGAUUCAUCUACAUGGCUGUGCAGCACUACAUAGAAACGUUGCAGAGACGCAUAGAGGAGGAGCAGAAAAGUAAGAUUAAAGGGCGCGAGUACACCAACAUUAAGUACUCUUUGUCUGACCUGACUGGAGGAGAGCAGAGUCCUUUGCCUCCUUGCACUCCUAUUCCUACUCCCACCUGCACAGAGAUGAGGGACGACAGCUCCAGAGUGUAUGAGAACGUGGGUCUGAUGCAGCAGCAGAAGAGCUACAGAUGAGAUUCACCUUUGACCCCAGUGCUCUAUCAGUUCCAGGAUCUUGAUACCUGACAGUUUUUUCGCCAGCCACACCUUGACGCCUGAGACUUGACCGUAAAUGACAUGGAACAAUGGAAAAACACACACAUACAAAAACGUGAGAGACACCAGACACCAGGGUCCUCCUGCUCUCACUCAUCCCACAUGAACAUUUGCCCUCUAGUUGAAUUCUAAACCACUGUGAUGAUCAUCAGAAGAGCCUUUUGAGAAGCCUAAAUCCUACUAAACCACAGUUUCUGGGUUUAGCCUUUGUAAAUCUCACCCCAAACAAGGGCUGCAAACAGAGAGCACUCUCCUCAGAGGGAAAACCUAGCUAACCUUUGCUCAUCUCUUUUUAUUUUAAUUAACCAAAGGAAGGUUAUGUAGAUUGUUUGUAGACUGAAGUGAGGAGUUUUCUGACAAAGGCCUGUGCCAAAACCACGAAUGAUUUAAUCCACAUCUCUCAGCCAAUUAGAAGUCUCUAUUCGGCCUGUUCAGCCUUUUACAUGGUGGGAAACGAGGACAUGUGGACAACAGUGAGGCGAAAUUUCCAGUGAUUAUUGUCUAGUUGUCACUGUUCUAUAGAGUAACGUUUCUGAAUGAAGAACUAUCGGCAUUGUAGUGUGACACCAUAUUUACUGUUGAUUUGUAAUCCACUGACUUCUGAACAUGAAUUCCUUUUUUUUCUGCUCCAGAACUGCCUCGAAGAGAAACUUAAAUUCAGGCUGUUCAGAGUGUGAAUUUUUUUGUUGUCGUCCACAUGGGUUUAAUAUGCUUUUUUUUUUGGUUUGGUUUGGUUUUGUUUUGUUUUGUUUUGUUUGGGGGGGGGGGGGUUACACAGAGUCUGUAAGUUAAACCAUUCCUGAGCUCAAGCCGAAUGCCCUUACUGCUGCACUUUUAUUUAGCAGCAUUAACAGUUACAGUCAAGCCUUGAUUCUCCUGGUGGAUUCAUAAAUAAUGUAACCUGGGGUUUAGACAGAAGUUUCUUCACGCCUGCACUUCUAUGUCAGAGUCAGUGUGAUGACAUAUUAAGAUUUCAGGGGAGUCUGUUGUGUAUCUCAGUUGCAGGCGUCGCCACAGACGCACGGCUGCCAAAAAAACUUUGUUUUUUAAGUUUUUUUUUAAAAGUGCAUAUUACUUUUUUUCAUUCUUCUUGUUUUUGUUUUUUAAGACAAAUGCCUUUUUGUGUACCAUUGCCUAUUUUGAGCACCACAUGUACUUAAUUUUUAAGAGUCACUGUUUUAGGAAGCAGUCACACACCUCUCAGCUUUGGCACUAUAGAUAGUCAUUGUUGUGGUUAGAGAUUGUUGGCCUGUGAUAGUCAGCUGGGUUCAGUAGUUUAAACACACUAACACUCACAGACACACUUUUCUUUUGUCUUUCUGUUCAUGUUAAUCAAACUUAAACAUUUAAAGGAAUAGUUUGACAUUUUGGGAAAUUUGCCCAUUCGCCUUUUUGCCGAGAGUUACAUGAGAAGAUUGAUACCACUCUCAUGUCUGUAAGCUAAGUAUGAAGCGACAGGCAGCAGCGGAUUAGCUUAGCUGAGCUGAGCUGAGCUGAGCGUAAAGACUGGAAACAGGGGAAGGCAGCUAGCCUGGCUCUGUGCAAAGGUAACGCCAUGACUGUGGGUGGAAAAAAUAGCCAUUUUUGAUGAGAAGUUUGAUACCACUUUAAUGUUUGUGUGCUAUAUAUAAAGCUACUGUUGAUUAGCUUAGCUUUAGGGCUGGAAACGGGGAAACAACUAGCCUGGCUCUGUGCAAAGGUGACGCCUUGACUGAGAGGGGAAAAACAGCCAUUUUCAAUGAGAAGAUGGAUACCACUACUGUGUGUGUGUUCUAAAUAAAGAGCUAUAGCCGAUUAGCUUAGCUUAGCUUCAAGACUGGAAACUGGUGGAAACAGCUAACCUGGUUCUGUGCAAGGGUGACACCACGACUGAAGAGGGAGAAAUAGCCAUUUUAAAUGAGAAGAUUGAUACCGCUUUCAUGUUUGUAUGCUAGAUGUAAAGCUACUGCUGAUUAGCUUAGCUUAGCUUUGCUUUAAGACUGGAAACAGGUGGAAACGGCUAACAUGGCUUUGUCUAAAGCUGACCGCAAGACUGUGGAAGACAAAUUAGCCAUUUUUAAUGAGCAAACUGAUACUGCUCUUGUGUUUGCGUUCUAAGUAUAAAGAAACUGCUAGUUAGCUUAGCUUAGCUUUAAGAUUUGUAACUGGUGGGAACGGCUAACCUGGUUCUGUCCUAAGGUGACGCCAAGACUGCGGGGGGAAAAAAUAGCCAUUUUCAAUGAGAGGGUUGAUACUGCUUUCGUGUUUGUAUGCUAAACAUAAAGCUAGGUAGCUUAGCUUAGCCUAGCCUAGCUUAGCAUAAAGACUGGAAACGGGAGGAGGCAGCUAGCCUGGCUCUAUCCAAAGGUGACUGUAAGACUUCAGGGGAAAAGAUUUGACCCUGCUAUUAUGCUUGUAUGCUAUAUAUACAGCUGAUUAGCUUAGCUGAGUUUAGCUUAAAGACAGGAAACAAGCAAAAGCAGAUAGCCCGACUCUGUCCACAGAUAACAAAAUCCACCAACUAGUUUCUCCAAAACUCAUUUACUUUGCCCAUUACUUUUUGAAUUAAUUGUUUUGUCAGUAAAAUGUCAGACAAAACUGAAACGCCCUAUGUAAUCAUCUUCAUCUGUACUCACAGCAGCCACGCCCUUAAUAUUACGCAACUUUAAGCCUUAAUGAAAUACAAAGAGGUGAGUUAUAUAAAAUAAUUCACCCCCUGUACAGUUGUCAUGAACUUGGAAAUUUGCGAUAGAGACCAAAACCGUUUUUGUAACAGGCUGUAAACAUGUUUGUUUCUGCUGUUAAGCUGGACAUUUUAACAUGGGGGUUUCUGGGGAUCGACUCGCUUUUGGAGGCAGCCUCAAGUGGCCAUUAGAGGAACUGCAGUUUUGGCACAUCUGCAUUGGCGUUGGUUUCAUCUUGGUUUUAUCCAACCCACAGUCCAAAAAUCCAAAGCUAUUAAGUUCAUUAUCAGGCAUGACAACGAAAGGUGUCAAACUGUAUUUGAGAAGCAUUAAACCAGCUAAUGUUUGGCUUUUUUGCGUAAAAUUUACUUAAAUAAUUCUGCCAGUUAAUUUUCUAUCAGUCGUCUUAUCUUUGCAGUAUCUUGAGUAUCGAUCUUUUUUUAAAUAGCUCUUGGUGAGAAAGCAAAUUGGUGUAUUUCCCCAAAUGUCAAACUAUUCCUUUAGCUUCAUUUUCACAAUCAGCAGCAGUAUUUAGAAAAGUCUGAUGUUUUGGAUCUGCAUUGUUAUUUCUAGUGAUAAUCCACAACAUUCAUUUCAAACGCGUGGCCUAAGUAUUUUCUUUUCGUCAAGCCUUCCCAUCACGACGCCUUGAGAAGCUGCAGUCUCGAGAUCGAACUCACUGCUGACUCAGAGUCUCUCUGUUGAGAUAAAGGAAAAGAAGCGGCUCUCCUCUUUGCCUUGAGGGACAGUUCUCAACAACCACUGAUCCAGGAUUGAACAGCUUCUUUCUGUAACAUUUAAAAAGAAAAUCAUGAAAUCAGUGUUUUUUCGGGGGCUGCUUCCUCCCACCGGAGGACGUCUGCUAACGCCCGGCUGCUGCUUCACAGCAAGUGUUCUUUGAAAUGAUUCCUCUCCUCCCGGGUGAACGCCAUCCACUGACUGAGAUCUUCUGUAGUGUGGUGUACUGUAUGCAGUUUUAUCGUCACAAAGGGAUGAGUUUGUACUUGUCUCAUGUUUCGUGGAGUGCGUGCUUUGUGGUGUUUUGUGUCCUGUGUGUGCGAGGAUGUGCGUAUGCGUGUGUGUGUGUUGUGAGAGUGCGGCUGCCUAUCAGCCUUACACGUUCUUGGAUACUCUUUUGUUUUUCUUCCCAGAUGAUAAAACUGCUUUUCCAUUUAUCAUGUAAGCAAUUUUAGAUGCAUAGACGUGCCUUCUAUGCAUAUGCCUAUGUGUAUGUGAUAGCUAUUAAAAAAACAAGACAGUGCUCUUUAGUUCCACCGCCAUUCAAGAACCUGUAACACUUAAAUGUGAAUUCUUUCAUCCUGAACAAAAAAAGGAAAAAAAAAAAAAAGGUGAUCGCAAUGCAAACAAACUAUAUUUUUUAACAUGUAUAUUGUACAUGAGUACCUGGUAGAGGAGAAUGUACUUACUAAAACAUAUCUACUUGCCAAUAAGAUAUACUGUAUGUAUAUUCCUACAGCUUUCUCUCUGUGACACAGGGAGGGACCUCUCACAAAGCUUCAGAGGUUUUAUUGUAUGACUUUCAAUGCAGUUAACCAUGUUAACUUCCUCAAUAACAAUAAAUGGCAGGCUCAUGCCUCAUUAAG
Epinephelus fuscoguttatus (brown-marbled grouper) is the source of this 6498-nucleotide messenger RNA. It is a transcript of the gene ptpn11a, whose product is annotated as protein tyrosine phosphatase non-receptor type 11a. Gene Ontology annotation, biological process: protein dephosphorylation. Bases 342 to 2150 code for a protein of 602 amino acids. The record is from RefSeq and is a predicted model, not a curated record. Lineage: Eukaryota; Metazoa; Chordata; Actinopteri; Perciformes; Serranidae. Gene Ontology annotation, molecular function: protein tyrosine phosphatase activity. The transcript has 16 exons.